CGUGACAGGCAGAGGUCUGGAGACUUGCACGCCGCAACCCUGCGUGUUCAGUUCUUCUCCCUCCUUAGGGAGCCUGUGCCCCCUGCUCACCCCUUAUGCCCACAGCCUUUUUUCCGGCUGCUGAAUCUUCGCAAGCUGGGCCUCAGUGACAAUGAGAUCCAGCGGUUGCCGCCUGAAGUCGCCAACUUCAUGCAGCUGGUGGAGUUGGAUGUGUCCCGAAAUGAUAUUCCUGAGAUACCAGAAAGCAUCAAGUUCUGCAAGGCUCUAGAGAUCGCGGACUUCAGCGGAAACCCCUUGUCCAGGCUCCCCGACGGCUUCACGCAGCUGCGCAGCCUGGCUCACCUGGCCCUGAAUGACGUGUCCCUGCAGGCCUUGCCUGGGGACGUGGGCAACUUGGCUAACUUGGUGACCCUGGAGCUCCGGGAGAACCUGCUCAAGUCUCUGCCUGCGUCCCUGUCGUUCCUGGUUAAGCUGGAACAGCUGGAUCUGGGAGGCAAUGACCUGGAGGUGCUGCCUGACACGCUGGGGGCUCUGCCCAACCUGCGGGAGCUGUGGCUGGACCGUAACCAGCUAUCCUCGCUGCCUCCGGAGCUCGGGAACCUGCGGCGUCUGGUGUGCCUGGAUGUUUCGGAGAACCGUCUGGAGGAGCUUCCUGUGGAGCUGGGUGGACUGGCCUUGCUCACAGACUUGCUGCUUUCCCAGAACCUGCUCCAGCGGCUGCCAGAUGGCAUUGGUCAGCUAAAGCAGCUGUCUAUCCUGAAGGUGGACCAGAACCGGCUGUGUGAGGUGACAGAGGCCAUCGGAGACUGUGAAAACCUCUCUGAGCUGAUCCUCACGGAGAACUUGCUCACGGCGCUGCCCCACUCUCUGGGCAGGUUGACCAAGCUUACCAACCUCAACGUGGACCGGAACCACCUGGAAGCCCUGCCCCCUGAGAUUGGGGGCUGUGUGGCGCUCAGCGUCCUCUCCUUAAGGGACAACCGCCUGGCCGUGCUGCCGCCCGAGCUCGCCCACACGGCCGAGCUGCACGUGCUUGACGUGGCUGGAAACCGGCUCCGGAGCCUGCCGUUCGCGCUCACCCACCUCAACCUCAAGGCCCUGUGGCUGGCCGAGAACCAGGCGCAGCCCAUGCUCCGAUUCCAGACCGAGGACGAUGUUCAGACGGGAGAGAAAGUGCUCACCUGCUACCUGCUGCCGCAGCAGCCCCUGCCCAGUCUGGAGGAAGCGGGGCCGCAGCGCAGCCCCGCGGAGGGCCAUGGCGAGGCCCCGCCGGCGCGGGUCAGCGUCAUCCAGUUCCUAGACCCCGACGGGGACGCGGAUGCGGAGGAGGCUGCGGUGAAGCGGGGCUUGCAGCGCCGGGCCACGCCUCACCCCAGUGAGCUCAAAGUGAUGAAGAGGGGCAUCGAGGAGCGCCGGAGCGAGGCCUACACCUGCAGGCCCGACGCGGGGCCUCCCUCGCCUUCCGAGGAGGAGAAGCGGCUGAGCGCAGAGUCCGCCUUGAGCGGAGGCUCUGGCCCGGCCACCAGCACGGCCUCGGAGGGGGAGCCCGAGGGCCCCCUGGAGCCUGUGCCCGAGCUGGGCCAGCAGGAAGCCAUGUCUCCGGGGCAGGAGGAGGACACGGAGGAGGGCUACGAGGAGCCCACAGUACACUUCGCAGAGGACACGCUGCUGCCCAGGGAGGAUGGCGAAAGCGAGGAGGGACACCCCGAGGCCGCCUGGCCCCUGCCAGGCGGGCGGCAGCGUCUCAUCCGGAAGGACACGCCCCACUACAAGAAGCACUUCAAGAUCUCCAGGCUUCCACAGCCCGAGGCCGUGGUGGCCCUGCUGCAGGGGACACAGCCGGUCAGGGAGGGCCCCAUGGGGCCUGGAGGCUGGCACAACGGCCCCCGGGCGCCCUGGGCACCUCAGGCCCAGGAGGAGGAGGAGGAGGAGGAGGAGGACAGGGCUGAGGAGGAGGGCGAGGCCACCACGGAGGAGGAGGACAAGGAAGAGGCCGCGGCUUCUGCCCCCUCUGUCAAGGGGGUGUCGUUUGACCAGGCCAAUAACCUGCUGAUAGAGCCCGCCCGCAUUGAGGAGGAAGAGCUGACACUAACCAUCGUCCGGCAGACUGGGGGCCUGGGCAUCAGCAUCGCGGGGGGCAAGGGCUCAACCCCCUACAAGGGGGAUGACGAGGGUGUUUUCAUCUCUCGGGUGUCUGAGGAAGGCCCCGCAGCCCGCGCUGGAGUUCGUGUAGGGGACAAACUCCUUGAGGUGAACGGUGUGGCCCUGCACGAGGCCGAGCACCACGAGGCGGUGGAGGCGCUGCGGGGGGCCGGCGCGGCCGUGCAGAUGCGGGUGUGGCGGGAACGGAUGGUGGAGCCAGAGAACGCAGUCACCAUCACGCCGCUGCGCCCCGAGGACGACUCCAGCCCUCGGGAGCGGCGGGGAGGGGGUCUGCGCCUGGCCCUGCUCCAGCCCGACACCCCGGCGCCCCUCCGCCAGCGCCACACCGCCUGCCUCGUGCGCAGUGAGAAGGGCCUGGGCUUCAGCAUCGCCGGUGGGAAAGGCUCCACGCCGUACCGGGCAGGCGACGGGGGCAUCUUCAUCUCCCGCAUCGCCGAGGGGGGCGCGGCCCACAGGGCUGGCACACUGCAGGUCGGCGACCGCGUCCUGUCGAUCAACGGAGUGGACGUGACGGACGCCAGGCACGACCACGCCGUCUCCCUGCUGACCGCCGCCUCCCCCACCAUCGCCCUGCUGCUGGAGAGGGAGGCGGAGGGCCCCCUCCCUCCGAGUCCCCCCGCGCCCGCCUCCCCUGCCCUUCCCACUGCCACCUCCGCCGCCGUGAGCGCCGUCGCCCCCGCGGAGCCCAGGCUGUCCCCCAGCCUCCUGGCGGCCACCUUAGAAGGACCGUACCCCGUGGAGGAGGUCCGUGUGCCCAGGGCGGGGGGCCCGCUGGGGCUCAGCAUCGUCGGUGGCUCUGACCACUCCAGCCACCCGUUCGGUAUCCAGGAGCCCGGUGUGUUCAUCUCCAAGGUGCUUCCUCGGGGCCUCGCGGCUCGCUGCGGCCUUCGAGUUGGGGACCGGAUCCUUGCGGUGAACGGGCAGGACAUCCGCGAGGCCACGCACCAGGAGGCCGUCAGUGCCCUGCUCCGGCCCUGCCUGGAGCUGUCCCUGCUGGUUCGGAGGGACCCCCCGCCCCCCGGCAUGCGGGAGCUCUGUAUCCAGAAGGCUCCCGGGGAGAAGCUGGGCAUCAGCAUCCGGGGGGGCGCCAAGGGCCACGCGGGCAACCCCUGCGACCCCACAGACGAGGGCAUCUUUAUCUCCAAGGUGAGCCUCGCCGGAGCGGCCGGGCGCGAUGGGCGUCUGCGCGUGGGGCUGCGUCUGCUGGAGGUGAACCAGCAGAGCCUGCUGGGUCUCACCCACGCCGAGGCCGUGCAGCUGCUGCGCAGCGCAGGCGACUCGCUCACUGUGCUCGUGUGCGACGGCUUCGACACCAACGCCGCUGCGGGCCUGGAGGUGUCCCCAGGGGUCAUUGCCAACCCCUUCGCCGCGGGCAUCGGGCACAGGAACAGCCUGGAAAGCAUCUCCUCCGUUGACCGGGAGCUGAGCCCCGAGGGCUCAGGCAAGGAGGAGCUGCCCGCCCCAGCGCCUCCCUGGGGGCCUGGGCCUACGGAGGCCGCGGCCCCGAGUCUGGAGCCCCUAAAGCUGGACUACCGGUCCCUGGCCGCGGUGCCCGGCGCCGGCAGCACGCACAGGGCGCCACCAGGAACACCUGGAGGAAAGGUGGCAGGCGCUCCCUGCUCCCCAGGCAGCCUGCAGACCAAACCAGGGGUGAUCCAGCCAUUGGCUCAGGCCUGGCCCAGGGGCUCCCUGGCCCCCAGGGACAGAGGUGGCCCCUGCUCUCCGCCCUCCCCGGACGAGCUGCCCGCCAACGUGAAGCAGGCCUACAGGGCCUUUGCCGCCGUGCCCGCUGCACACCCCCCCGAGGACUGCAGCGGUCAGCCCCCCACGCCUGGGCCAGCAGCCUCCCCCGAGCAGCUGUCUUUCCGAGAGCGGCAGAAGUACUUUGAGCUGGAUGUGCGGGCACCCCAGGCCGAGGGCCACCCCAAGCGCGUGUCCCUGGUGGGUGCGGAUGACCUGAGGAAGAUGCAGGAAGAGGAAGCCCGCAAGCUGCAGCAGAAGCGGGCGCAGAUGCUGCAGGAAGAGGCCACCGCGCAGCACAUCGAGGGGCCCAGCCCAGGCCGGGCGGCCCUGGACGAGGAGCUGCCGGAGGACGAGCCGCCCUGGGCAGACCCUGGCCCCCCGAGAGGCCCCAGCCCAGCAUCUCCCCAGCCUCCAAGCGGCGGUGCCCCAGUGCGGACAGCCAAAGCGGAGCGGCGCCAUCAGGAGCGGCUGCGCAUGCAGAGCCCAGAGCUGCGGGCACCCGAGCGGGCCCUGUCACCCGCAGAGCGCCGGGCCCUGGAGGCUGAGAAGCGGGCGCUGUGGAGGGCCGCCAGGAUGAAGUCUCUGGAGCAGGAUGCUCUCCGAGCACAGAUGGUUCUUAGCAAGUCCCAGGAGGGCAGGGCCAAGCGAGGGCCCCUGGAGCGGCUGGCCGAGUCCCCGUCGCCAGCUCCCACCCCGUCCCCUCCUCCCCUGGAAGACCUUGGCAUCCAGACCAGCACCUCCCCCGGACGCCUGUCUCCAGACUUCGUGGAGGAGCUGCGGCCUCUAGAGCCAUCUCCCAGCCCCGGCCCACAGGAGGAGGACAGGGAGGUAGCCCUGGCUCUCCUGGGCAGGCCUUCGCCCGGUGCCGUAAGCCCCGAAGAUGUGACACUGUGCAGCAGCCGCCGGGCCGUGCGGCCAGGGCGCCGCGGCCUGGGCCCCGUGCCCUCCUAGGGGCGGCUGCCUCCCCGGACUUGGGGUGGGGGCCCCCGUCGCCACUCCUGCCCCAAGUCUUUUAACCUGGGUGUUAGCAUUUUAAAGAGAUCCCUCAGGAGCUCCACCUCCGACUAACCCUCCCCCAAGCCAGGACCUCUUGGCAAGACUGUAACUAGUGACGUUUGUACAACCAAAGACUCUAUUUUGUGGUUUAAGGAGAAUAAAGUUAACUACAUUUUA
This is a messenger RNA of Dipodomys ordii (Ord's kangaroo rat), 5079 nucleotides long. It is a transcript of the gene Scrib, whose product is annotated as scribbled planar cell polarity protein. Gene Ontology annotation, molecular function: protein binding. The record is from RefSeq and is a predicted model, not a curated record. Lineage: Eukaryota; Metazoa; Chordata; Mammalia; Rodentia; Heteromyidae. Gene Ontology annotation, biological process: neurotransmitter receptor transport, endosome to postsynaptic membrane; neurotransmitter receptor transport postsynaptic membrane to endosome. The transcript is spliced from 36 exons. The annotation marks the transcript as partial. Gene Ontology annotation, cellular component: postsynaptic density; adherens junction; postsynaptic membrane.